Messenger RNA from Capsella rubella, 846 nucleotides. RefSeq names its product nodulin-related protein 1. The transcript has a single exon. The record is from RefSeq and is a predicted model, not a curated record. Bases 121 to 690 code for a protein of 189 amino acids. NCBI's taxonomy places the organism in Eukaryota, Viridiplantae, Streptophyta, Magnoliopsida, Brassicales, Brassicaceae. Gene Ontology annotation, biological process: regulation of abscisic acid biosynthetic process; response to heat.
UUUUCUGGUUUUUUCAAUAAAUACCCUACCCAUAAACUUGUUUCUUUUACAUUUUCCAAAUUCAAGAACAAGAAAAAAAAACUUUCUCCUCCUUUCUUUGAGAGUUGAGACAAAGGAAACAUGGAUUUCAUCACCGAUCAAGUAAAGAAGAAGUUCUCCGACAAGAAACCGGAGAGCUCUGGCUCGGAUCCGGAGCCAAACCACAACAAGAACAAAACGGAUCACACCGAGCCAACAACACAUAAACCAGUUUCCAACACCGAUCCAUCAGCACAUAGGCCAGCUACCAACUCUGAGCUCAUGGCUAGUGCCAAGAUCGUCGCUGAAGCUGCUCAAGCCGCUGCUCGUAACGAGUCAGACAAGCUUGACAAAGCUAAAGUCGCUGGAGCCACAGCUGAUAUUCUUGACGCUGCUUCUAGAUACGGUAAGCUCGAUGAAAAGAGCGGUGUUGGUCAGUACCUCGAAAAGGCUGAACAGUAUCUCCACAAGUAUGAAACUUCCCACUCUCACUCAUCCGGCGGUGGAAGCCACGGUACUACUGGUACCGGUGGAAACCACGGCGGUGUUGGAACCGGUGGAAGCCACGGUGGUGGAGCUGGAGCACCGGCGGCUAAGAAAGAAGAUGACAAGUCCGGAGGUGGUCAUGGGUUUGGAGAUUAUGCUAAGAUGGCUCAAGGUUUUAUGAAGUGAUUAAUGUUUUGAUUAGUAGAUUAAAAAUAAUUAUGUUAGUAGUUAUCUUCCAUAAUUACUUUUAGUAAGCUGUUGUUUUAUGAAUUAUAUAACUGUUGGAUACUUUGAUUUGUGUAUGGUUGAGUAACAUUAUGAUGCUAUUAAGUACUUUCUCCA